Messenger RNA from Penicillium alfredii, 1080 nucleotides. Its product is annotated as glycosyltransferase family 32 protein. The record is from RefSeq and is a predicted model, not a curated record. The transcript has 4 exons. The coding region runs from base 1 to 1080 and encodes 359 amino acids. Lineage: Eukaryota; Fungi; Ascomycota; Eurotiomycetes; Eurotiales; Aspergillaceae. Gene Ontology annotation, biological process: mannosyl-inositol phosphorylceramide biosynthetic process. Gene Ontology annotation, molecular function: mannosyltransferase activity.
AUGCGGCGUGGUCUCCUGAUCUUCCUCGUCGUCAACCUUCUCCUGUUGUCGUUCCUCGUCCGCAGCGUCUCGACUCUAUUAUCCCUCCUGAUCGAGGAUGCCGCCGCCGAUGCGAUCCACCGCGCCGAGUUGCCCUCCCCGAACUCGAGCCUGAUCGAACACAGGCCGCAGAUUAUCCCCAAGAUCAUUCACCAGACCUACAAAAACGAGACCAUCCCCGAGGUGUGGAGGGAGGCGCAACGGAGCUGCAUUGAUUUGCACCCGGACUACGAGUACAUUCUCUGGACCAACGAAAAGUCGCGGGACUUCAUCGCCGCCGAAUACCCCUGGUUCCUCGACACCUUCGACGGCUACAAAUAUCCCAUCCAGCGAGCCGACUCAAUUCGCUAUUUCGUUCUGGCACACUACGGUGGAACAUAUAUCGAUCUGGACGAUGGUUGCAACCGUCGACUGGACCCAUUGCUCGCCUACCCCGCGUGGGUGCGCCGGACUGUCCCCACUGGCAUCUCGAACGAUGCCAUGGGCUCUGUCCCGCAACAUCCGUUCUUCCUCCGCGUGAUCGAGCUGUUGCAAUUGUAUGACCGCCACUGGAUGCUGCCCUACAUCACGGUCAUGUACUCGACUGGGCCAUUGUUCCUGUCCGUUAUCUGGAAGGAGUACAUGUUGGACAAGCCGAUCGAGAGUGGUCGGGUCCGGAUCUUGAUGCAGGAUGAGUACAACAAAUUUUCGUGGAGCUUUUUCACCCACCACACGGGUAACAGCUGGCACGGGAAGGAUGCCCGUCUGAUCUUCUGGAUGGGCCAACACUGGAUGUUCCUUACCUUCCUCGGCUUUGUCCUCGCUGGCAUCGUUGGAUUUUGUUUCUGGUGGACCUACGGGCGUGUCAUGCUUCUGGGCGCCCAAUAUCGUUACCGCUACACCAAGGUGCCUGCCAUCAUCAGCCCGUCGCGGCUCUCCUCGCCUACAAGGCGCUCGCGACUCACCGUACCGACUCUCCUGCGCCGGGUGAGCUUCAAAGAAGACGAAGAACUCGGCGGGAUCACCGAGACCUCCUACGAACUCGGCCGUCGCGAUGAUUAA